Acanthopagrus latus (yellowfin seabream) is the source of this 4187-nucleotide messenger RNA. RefSeq names its product transmembrane protein 170A (gene tmem170a). The transcript has 3 exons. Gene Ontology annotation, cellular component: endoplasmic reticulum membrane. Gene Ontology annotation, biological process: endoplasmic reticulum tubular network organization. NCBI's taxonomy places the organism in Eukaryota, Metazoa, Chordata, Actinopteri, Spariformes, Sparidae. Bases 172 to 588 code for a protein of 138 amino acids. The record is from RefSeq and is a predicted model, not a curated record.
CCUCACCAACUCUGACGUCAAAACAAGUUACAUUGACAACGAGCCCAGCUAGCCUGAUGCUAACUAGUCUUGCGUCAAAAUCUAGUCUUGGCGAACUGCCACGGACUGUCAUGGUUUUACACUUCUGUUGGUUAUAAUUCAUUCAUGCAGUGUGUCGUGUCAUUGUGAGACAUGCAGGAUAGGUAUAGCGAGAUAGGCUUUGUACAGCAAAUACUCGGUUUGAAUUUAGUGCCGAGAAAAAAUGGCACACACCGAGGAAACGACACAUCUCUCAGCGACUUCUCAGAGAUGUGGUAUGGAGUGUUUCUAUGGGCAGCAGUCUCCUCUCUGGUCUUCCACCUGCCUGCUGCUCUGCUCUCUCUCGCCACACUGCGCCAGCACAAGAUGGCCCGAUUCAUGCCCAUUGCCAUCCUCCUGAUGGGCAUCGUUGGGCCAGUUUGUGGGGGAGUCCUCACCAGUGCAGCCAUCGCAGGUGUGUACAAGGCAGCAGGGAAGAGGAUGAUCUCUUUGGAGGCUCUUGUUUUUGGUGUUGGACAGUCGUUUUGUGUCCUCGUCAUCUCCUUCCUCAGGGUACUUGCUACCCUUUAGCAGUGCUGAGGCCCUCCUGGCUGGCCCUGAUGCUGCCUGUCUGACACCAGUUGCACCUUCUUCUGACGGGAACUGAGUUUAUCUUGGUACAAGCUGAUGUUUAGCAAAUCCUGCGACACAUGUAAACCAGUCCCCGGCCCAGGACAUGAUGUCAAUUCCUACUGAUGGACAAGGUCAAGAGCAGAUUUGAUUCAACUGUCAAAGACAGAUCUGUGUGGAAACUAAUGUUUUGCAGCACGAAGGCUUCUAGGAGAACCCGAUGCUACAUUUAAAGGGCAACCACACACUACAUACAGUAUAAGCUGUUUAUUUGAAUAUACUGCUAACCCUGACUGUGUAUCCUCAGUUUGUUCCAAAAUGAAGAGAAAUCCACCUUAAAAGAUCAUCUUAUCUAAGUUUGCAGGGUUUGCAGGUUAACAGCAGUAGGACACCUAACCUUUCUCAGGGUGUGUGUGGGUGCGAGUCUGCGCAUGUGUGUCUGUGUGUCUCUCACUGUCAGUCAACAGUUUGACUGCAGAGAGACAGAAUAAGUGGCAGGGUGAUGCACUGUUGAGACAUGAAGAUGAUGGUUAUAUGCAAGAUUCUGGCUUUUUCCCUUGUGGCCUUAAUUUCUAUUUUCAAACUUCCAAAGUGGUGUUUAUCUUCAGGGCUGUCUGUCUUUAACACUCUGUCUCUUGCUGCUCCUUUUGUUCUUCCUCAUAUUUUUCGUUAAAACAGUUUAUGUCUGACUGCCUGUGCAUUAUUAAUCAUUCCAAAUUAGUUAGAAGCACCUACAACAUGUUCCCAUUAAGCUUUCUCAGCUAAUUAAUAUUUGGACAGGCUUACAAGUAUAAAAACAUGUUUUUCCUAGAUUAAUACAUUGUGUCCUUAACACAGCCCUGAAAAAUUCAGCCUAAAGAAUGUAUUUCUACUCAGCUUCUCAGUUUGUUUGUUCAGAGUGAAUAUACCGGAGGUUUGAAAGUGGAAGGUCAGAUUACGUUACAAACCCAAAAGUAAAGAGCUUUUCAACUUCUUUUUUUUUCUCUGAGUUCUUUAGUGACAGUGGACUUGUAUAUAAUCUAAAAUAUUUUAAGUCUUUGUGACCAAAUGUAAAUUUCUGUUUUAUUUUUCUGCACUCAAUGUGCAUACAAUGUUUCAGCAGAAGUGCACUCCCUUUACAUUUUUAUGGGCUCUUUCAUCCAUUCCCCACAGUCUUCAGUGGCUGCUUUUAGUUGUUUUUAGUAGCUGACAGGGGCUUUUCAGUUAGUAUUGCUUGUGCAACUUGCAUAUGCAGACAUGUAAACUCUAUCACAUUCAUUUUUCAAAAGAAAAAUGGAGCUUGUAAGUGUGCUGAUUGCUGUUUCUGUAUUAGCUACUAUUCAAGCUAGCUGCUGACACCACUACCAGAAAUGUAUUUAUUAUUGCGACAGGCAUCUCUAUUCACAAUGAUUGGUUUUGAUUUUAUAUCUGUGCUUUGAUGAGGAGCUUCUGUCAAGGCUGUCUUAGGUCAUUAACAUAAUAUUAACAUCUUGAUACAAAUGUCAAAUAACUUUGGCAUCACCCACUCAUGUUGGUUUCAUUUGCCUUUGUUUAAUUGAUGAACAUUACUCUUAACUCCCAACAUGACUUAGAUUAGUUUAAGAGCCCUGGAGGCCAGAAAAUAGCUGUGGGCUACCAGACUUUCCAGAUUACUCUCUGAAUUUGGAUCUGCACUCUGUCAGCAUAAUAUCAAAUUAAAUUCUCAGCACAGGUUCCCUCUAUAACACAGAAUCAAGGAACUGCCUUAAAGGAAGAGUUCACCCAAAUAUUAACAUUCUGUGAUUAUCCCCCUAGAAUCUAGUGUUCACUAUGAAUGUAACACAGACAAGACACAUGGCAGAAAUAAUAAUGGUGCAGAUUGUGUUGUACAUGACAAUCAAAUUUGAAAUAUUGUUUAUGUAUUUCCCCACUUAUGCUUUAAUGCUCUCAGCCUGGAAGUAGACCUCAAACAUGAUGAGACACUUCCACUCCCCACUACUCCAGAUCAGCCACUGUAGCAGCAUGGAAGUCUUAACAUUACCUUCUGAAUUACAGCUGUAUUUGCAGACUAGUAUCAUUGGAACCAGUUACCUGGAAGCUUAGUGGGCCCAUUUUAUGUUAUUUAGGAGAUAUACGGUACACAUGCACAAACAAACGUAUGAACAAAGAUGAGGAGCCCAUUAGACACAUGCAGAGGUAAAGAGAGAAGAAAUAGCAGAUUUGUACUUGUACUGUACUUCACCACUAACACUUAAGUUCUUUUAAAUCUGAAAUAAUAUCCUCAAGAGUACAUCUAAAUAUGCAACAAAUCACAUUGAAGCUAGAAUGUAAACUUUUUGGAUUCAAGUUAAAUUCUGGAAAUGAGUUGUCUUUGAUGACAACAUUUUCAAAUUGUAAUGCCGCACUAUAGAAGUUCAGCACCCAUGGGACCAACAAUGGCACAGGAAACAGUUGUGGACUGUGCACAAAAUGAUAAUUACCUGCACACACAAACAGCAAAGGAUUUUUAUUAAUUAUUGUAGACAUACGUGAAGAAUCAUGAUAAAAUUCAACACCAGACCACUAACUUAAUCUAAUCUCAUCUAAGUGAAAAUUUUAGAUAAAUUCUUUUUUCAUCUGUGAAAAGCUCACUAUGAGUCUGGGAAGUACAUGCAUACCAUAGUAUACCAAGCAUUAUUGUUCCCUACAGAGACAGAAAUCCAAGCACCUCAUUAAAAUAUCUGGCUGAUGCAGAAACAAAUGAGCCUCGUUUCAAAUGAAGUCUUGCGAACCUUGGCCUUGCUUAUAUGCUGUACACUUUGGGAACAAUGUUUAUUUUUGUAUGGUUGUGCAAUUUAGCUCUUUUAGCAAUUGUGUGGUCUCUGGUUCUGUUACAGCAUCACAUGAUGGCGGGUUAAAUCACUGAUAACUCAAGUCUGGAUAAUUUUUUAAGCUUGUUCAUGAUGUUUUAGUAUUUCCCCUUUAAAACGAAAUGACACAAUAUGAAAAACCACAAACAAAAAAAUCCUGACCCUGGUAAAGAUGGUAAAUUUGUAAUGAUUUAUUUGCUGGACUGUAUGACUGUAUAGACUGAAUUCAGCUAGCUAAUAAAUAACUGAAAUAUAUGUAUGUCAAAAAGGUAGAUGUGUUAGAGGGAUGAUAAUUAUGGACUUUCUAUCUCAUGAUUUAGAAUUACCAUGAGAAUAUUUCUUGUGUCACUCCAUAAAUGUUAACAUUUCAAUUUUGUUUCUAGCCGACAUCCCUACAUGUCUUUUGUGUAUUACAAACAAGCAGUUUUUGAAAGACAUGCACAGUAAACUGGAACCAGCUGUCUGAUUUUAUUGUAGACACAGUGGGUGUAUUAGUGUAUGUUCCCUCUGAUUUACAACCAGAGUAUAAAGUGCCAGGCAAGUAAAAGUCUGAUUUAAAUCACAAAUGUCAUGUUAUGAUGAGUACGUUGUUGCUGUAAUAGAACCACCUGUAUCCACAUGGUUUAAUUCCACAUUUUUGGACUGUUUUUGUUCAUUUGUACAUGGUUCAAAAGGUUUUGAAAGUUGAUUUUAUUAGAGUAAAUUAAGUGCCAAUGGUUAAUAUUUUCAUGGAAUAAAAAUAUUUCAACUACA